UGAUGCUGGAGACAGCCUGUCAGCAACAAAGUUCCACACUCUCUCUACCCUCUCUCCUCUCUCUCUCUCUCUCUCUCUCUCUCUCUAGGUUUCAGCUUCAGAGAUCCAGAAUCUCACUUCUCCUGGCAGUUUAGUUGGCUAGCUACUUGGAGACGUAAUAAUAGUCACUUACACUGAAAUGUGGUUUUCUUGCACGACAAGUUAUCAUACAGAGUUCUUGAUUACGGGCCAUUGUAGUUUCAACAAUUGCUAGUUCUUUGUUGUUCGGAAAGACGUCUCUUUUGUAACCGAAAAUUGAAGUUACGGGGGGGCUUUUUUGUAUCAUCCAUGCUGUCGGAUAGCAUGCGUGGAACCUAUUUUUUGGGUAAUGCCCCUGACGAGCGUAGGUGCUGAUGCACUCGGUGUGGUUACAAUUUCUUGUGUUGCUGUUUUAGGUCUUGUUGGUUUACUCUGCAUAGCGUACUCCUUCUAUCUCCGAGACCGCAUUCGUAGUCAAAGUCAAACCCAACUCAGAUACUUUGGUGGCCCGUCAGUUGUUAGAAUAAUCUUCAUCUUUUUCGCAAUCUGGUGGGGUUUUGGGGAGAUUCUACGUCUAGAAUUCUUGAGGCGUGACGGUCGCGUAUUGCAUACCCUUGAUUCAAAAUGGCAGGAAACCGUAUGCAAAUGCUACAUAGUAUCAAACCUAGGAUUUUCAGAACCGUGCCUAUUUGUCACUCUCGUGUUCCUUCUUCGUGCCUCAUUACAGAACACCGACUCGGGCCCGUUAAGCCAGAAAUGGAACUUCAGAACAGUGGGUUACAUUCUUCUGUCUAUUUUACCGCUCUUCGCCCUUCAAAUGACGGUUAUUCUAGUUGGACCAACAUACGAGACGGAUCUUCACUUGAACAAAAACGGCUACCUUUUCAAAAUCAUAACCGAGUACCCGAAUGACGUUGCUCGCUGUUUUUACCCUUUAUUAAGUACCAUAUUUCUCGGUCUUUUUGCCACCAUGCUAACGCUUUAUUUGUUCUGGCUUGGGAGGCGGAUACUAAUUCAGGUCAUCAAUAAGGGUUUGAGAAAACGCGUGUACGCAUUGAUAUUUUGUGUUUCUAGUUUUUUUCCGUUACGGGUUUUGCUACUCGGGGUAUCUGUUAAAUUCAAGCCGGGAGAUGCGGGGUUUGAAGUCGUCGCAUUCUUGGCUUUUCUUUCCCUUUUAUGUUGUGCGGGGGUCGGGAUUUGCAUACUUGUUUACUUUCCAAUUGCAGACUCUUUAGCAUUAAACAAUGUGCAAGAUAUAGAGGCUACACAAAGGAGAAUCGGGGAACAUAACGACACUCUGUCCCUAAUCGCUAACUAUGGCCCGCCUGAUGAUUAUAUCACGAGCCAACAGUCAAACCCGAUAGGGUCAACGCAGCUUCAUAGUUGGUCUUUGAGGCCAGCCUCAUGAACAUGAUGGUGAAUCAACAUAUGCCAACUCAUUUUUGUGGUGGACAGCAGUUUGUAAAGGUCUUAGAUUUAAUAAGAAUUUCUAUUUUUCGGUUAUGUAUCUGCAAUGUCGCCACCACCCGCCUUUGGUUUUUUAACAUGUACAAUCCUGUUAAUGCGUGUGAUGAUGUUUGUUAAUCUGUAACGUCAGUUGCCUGUUUUUAACGUGGCUGAGAUCCGAACCAGUUUUUGGGUUAUUGUUUACGAUGAUGUUUUCACCGCCAA
Helianthus annuus (common sunflower) is the source of this 1689-nucleotide messenger RNA. RefSeq lists its product as uncharacterized. Bases 368 to 1426 code for a protein of 352 amino acids. The record is from RefSeq and is a predicted model, not a curated record. The transcript has 2 exons. NCBI's taxonomy places the organism in Eukaryota, Viridiplantae, Streptophyta, Magnoliopsida, Asterales, Asteraceae.